AUGGCACCUACACAGCACAACACCUACGGCCCGGGCCAUGCUCUCCCCCAGGUGCAGCAUCAUGAAUGGCGAACUGCCGAGAACAGCGCUGCCCAUCUCAUACCGCACCUUAAAACAAGCGCGUCCCAGAAUCCGCAUCUCAAAAUGCUCGACGUGGGUGCUGGGUCAGGCACCAUCACCGCCUCCCUGGCAAACUACAUGCCCGAGGGCCAAAUAACGGCUACAGACAUCUCGGAUGACAUUCUACAGCGGGCACGGUUUCACGCAGAAAAGAAGGGCGUCAAGAAUAUCAGCUACCAAAGGGCGAGCGCCUAUGAGCUUCCCUUUCCCGAAUCGAGCUUUGACGUCACACACGCCCAUCAGGUCCUUACGCAUUUGGAUGCGCCGGUCGACGCAAUUCGCGAGAUGCUGAGGGUGACCAAGCCAGGUGGAAUUGUGUCUCUUCGGGAAGCCGAUAUGCGCAUGUGGUGCUUUUGGCCAGAGAUUCCGGCUCUGCAGCAGUUUCACGAGCUCAACGUUCAACAGCACAUUUCGAACGGGGCGAGCGGCACUGCGGGGCGGGAGCUGCUUUCCUGGGCGCUGAAGGCUGGCGCCCAGAGAGAAAACGUCGAGAUGAGCUUUGGAACCUGGUGUUAUGGCUCGGCCGGAGAUCGGAAGCCGUGGAGUGAUUCCAUGGUGGAGCGUCUGCAAAGUGGUCCGGUGUGGAGGAAGGCGCUGGAAGACGGGACUGUGAAGAGGGAGGAGGUUGAGGAAAUGAUUGAUGCUUGGAAGACGUGGGCAGCGACGGAUGAUGCAGUUUUGGGCAUCAUGAAUGGUGAAGCAAUUAUCCGCAAGGCUUGA
Messenger RNA from Metarhizium acridum CQMa 102, 840 nucleotides. RefSeq lists its product as uncharacterized. Gene Ontology annotation, biological process: sterol biosynthetic process. The record is from RefSeq and is a predicted model, not a curated record. Gene Ontology annotation, cellular component: endoplasmic reticulum. Lineage: Eukaryota; Fungi; Ascomycota; Sordariomycetes; Hypocreales; Clavicipitaceae. Gene Ontology annotation, molecular function: sterol 24-C-methyltransferase activity.